AUGGAAACUCAAGAUCCACUAUCUAAACUACCACAAAAUUCAGAUCCACCAAAGCCCCAUAACUCCAACCCCAACCCUACUACAUCAUCACCUUCUUCUUCUUCAAUGGUCAACAACAUUCGAGGUGGAGCCCACCAUAGGAGGGCACAUUCCGAGAUGAGUUUUAGAUUAGCAGAAGAUAUGACAAUGAUGAUGAUGGAUCUCCAUCCCUCAGAUCAAAUCAAUGGUGCUAACGGUAAUGGUGGGUCUUCAACAGGAAGCUUAGAAGAGAUCGGAUCAGAGGAUGAUUUGUUCUCUACCUACAUUGAUGUUGAUAAGCUUACUGGAGGCAAUAAUGGGAAUGGAACUGGAGGGGAGAAUCAGAAUGACAAUGAUAAUAAGAUAAAUGGAGAGAAAGGUGGCGUUGUUGGUUCGGGUUCGGGUACUUCCAGGCCUAAGCACAGACAUAGUAAUUCGGUGGAUGGGAGUGUGUUUGGUGGGGGAGAGGUAAUGGAGGCUAAGAAAGCAAUGCCGCCUGAUAAAUUAGCUGAACUUUGGACUAUUGAUCCUAAAAGAGCUAAAAGGAUACUUGCAAAUAGGCAGUCUGCUGCUCGCUCUAAAGAGAGGAAGGCCCGAUACAUACUGGAACUUGAGCGCAAAGUUCAAACCCUCCAAACAGAAGCAACCACUCUUUCUGCACAACUAACUCUGUUCCAGAGGGACACAACUGGUCUAAGCACAGAAAACACAGAGCUUAAGCUUCGGUUGCAAGCUAUGGAGCAACAGGCUCAAUUGCGAGAUGCUCUGAAUGAAGCACUGAAGAAGGAAGUUGAGAGGCUCAAGAUUGCCACCGGGGAAAUGUUAAGCCCUUCCGACUCAUUCAACAUGGGAAUGCAACAAAUGGCCUUCACCCAGUCAAACUUUUUCUCACUCCCUCCUCAACCAGGACCUACCGGUCACCCAAACAUGCAAUUACCAUCAUUUACUCAUUCUCCAUCUAGUAUGUCCACCCACCAUCUACAUCAGCCAGAUUCUCGUAAUCUCUCAGACUAUAUGCAAAACGACCCUAUCGGACGGUUUCAGGGGCUUGAUAUCAGUAAUAAAGGAUCAAACAUAGUAAAGGUUCUCCAGAAAGGGAAGCACCCUGGUUUUGAUGCAAUUUGGUCUGAAAUGGGGAGCGAAGUGAAAAGUGAAACAUCUGCUGGUUCUCCUACUUCGGUUCUAGAAGACGAGGAGAAAUGUCAGGUGAAAGUAGAAGAAGAGGUAUUUGUAGAAGCUAAAAAUGGGGACUUGUCUCUUAUAUCGAAAUCUAUGGCGGAGGAGGAAGAGAAACUGUUGAAUUCUCGGAUAAAAGAAGAAGGGCAAGAAAAAGUGCCGGAGGAGGGAACUCAGUUGGAUGAAAGUCAAUUUAAUAAAUUGGAUCAGCUUUUAACUCAGACUCAGCUCUAUUCACAGUUCUUGCUGGAAAAGAUUGAUCAAAUCACAGUAAAUGGAGUGGAGCAAAAGAAUGAACCUGGUGAGCUGCAAAAGAGAGGUCGUGGAUCAAAAAGAAAAGCUGCCACACUAUACAAUUCUAGGAAAGCCAAGAGAGCAGUUACUGCAAUGCUUACAAGAUCUAAAGAAGUUGAAAAGGCUGAGGAUGCAGAUUUGACUGAGGACGAAAGAGUUGAGAAAGAGCAGAGAGAACUUGUGCCUUUGCUAACUGGUGGCAGGCUGAAGUCUUAUCAGAUUAAAGGUGUGAAAUGGCUGAUCUCUCUUUGGACAAAUGGGCUUAAUGGGAUCCUUGCUGAUCAAAUGGGACUCGGAAAGACUAUCCAAACAAUUGGUUUCCUUGCACAUCUAAAAGGGAAUGGUUUAACUGGACCCUAUUUGGUUAUUGCUCCCCUUUCCACUCUCUCAAAUUGGGUGAAUGAGAUUUCGAGGUUUGCCCCUUCUAUGGAUGCAAUUGUCUACCAUGGAAGCAAGCAACAAAGGGAUGAGAUAAGGAGGAAGCACAUGCCCAGAUCAAUUGGCCCCAAAUUUCCAAUUGUUGUUACUUCCUAUGAGAUUGCAUUAUCUGAUGCAAAGAAGCAUUUGAGGCAUUACCCAUGGAAGUAUCUUGUGGUUGAUGAGGGACACCGGCUGAAAAAUUCAAAAUGCAAACUGCUGAAAGAGUUGAAAUACUUGCACAUAGACAAUAAGCUCUUACUAACUGGGACCCCUCUGCAAAACAAUUUGUCUGAGCUUUGGUCAUUGUUGAAUUUCAUUUUGCCUGAUAUAUUCCAAUCCCAUGAAGAAUUUGAGUCAUGGUUUGAUCUGUCAGGAAAGUGCAGUAAUGAAGCAAUGAAGGAAGAAGUAGAGGAAAGACGAAGGGCUCAGGUUGUAACCAAACUCCAUGCAAUAUUGCGCCCCUUUCUCCUUCGGAGAAUGAAGACUGAUGUGGAGCAGAUGCUCCCUCGGAAAAAGGAGAUCAUUUUAUAUGCUACUCUGACUGAGCACCAGAAGAAAUUCCAGGAUCAUUUAAUCAAUAAGGAACUGGAGAACUAUUUACGAGAGAAGGUGGAUACAGGAUGUGGUAUGAAAGGAAAGCUUAAUAAUUUGAUGCUUCAACUUCGGAAAAAUUGCUACCACCCUGACCUCUUAGAGUCUGCCUUUGAUGGCUCAGAUUUCUAUCCACCUGUGGAACAGAUAGUUGGGCAAUGCGGCAAAUUCCAAUUGCUGGACAGAUUGUUGAAUCGGUUGUUUGCACUCCAGCACAAAGUUCUGAUUUUCUCUCAGUGGACUAAAAUUUUGGAUAUAAUGGAAUACUAUUUAAGUGAGAAAGGAUUUGAAGUUUGUAGAAUUGAUGGCAGCGUGAAGUUGGAUGAAAGGAAGAGACAGAUUGAGGAAUUUAAUGAUGAGAACAGCCAAUGUAGGGUAUUUCUUCUUAGCACAAGAGCUGGUGGAUUGGGUAUCAACCUCACUUCAGCUGAUACCUGUAUACUGUACGACAGUGAUUGGAACCCUCAAAUGGAUCUGCAAGCCAUGGAUAGAUGUCACCGAAUUGGGCAAACGAAACCUGUUCAUGUUUAUAGACUAACAACAGCUCAAUCUGUUGAGGGUCGUAUUUUGAAAAGAGCUUUUAGUAAGUUGAAGCUUGAGCAUUUGGUAAUUGGAAAAGGGCAGUUUCAUCAAGAGCGAACCAAGUCUAACAGCUCUGAAGUCACGGAGGAUGAGGAUAUAUUGGCCUUGCUUCGGGAUGAAGAAACAGAAGAGGACAAGUUGAUACAGACAGAUAUCAGUGAUGAAGAUUUAGAGAGGGUUUUGGAUCGUAGUGACUUAGUUGUAGGCUUAUCACCAGAUGAGAUUGCUGCUACUUAUUCAAUUCCCGUGAAAGGGCCUGGUUGGGAGGUGGUAAUACCAACUGCAAGUGGAGGCAUGCUCUCUACCCUCAACAGCUAG
Molecule: messenger RNA, 3399 nt
Organism: Dovyalis caffra
Lineage: Eukaryota; Viridiplantae; Streptophyta; Magnoliopsida; Malpighiales; Salicaceae
Source: the annotation of a GenBank genome assembly